CUCACUCUUUGAAUCCUUAGGCCACUCAAAUUCCCACAAGUUCAAUCUAAAAUCAAGACCGAAUUGGGACCGGACCGGAUCAAAACCGUAUUGUAUCCAAUCAAAUCUUUGAUCCUUAUAUUCCCAAAAAAGACCGGACUAAGACUUGAUCAAUUCGAACCAAUUUAACCACGCCGGACCGUAUAGCCACCAUUAUUGUUAUCCAUGCCUACCUUUGAAUGUUUUACAAAUCAAUCAAUGUAAAAAUUGCUUAGAUUUCUGACAGAAUACGUGCUACUUCUUUCCAUUAUCUCAUCGGGCUCCCGCCAUCUUCAUUAUUACUACAACGCAGCUAACAGCUGGUUGGCAGCUGCCGAUAUAUAUAUCCAGCUUUAGCCAUAACUCCAUUUCUGCUAAAGGUUUUAAUUUUUACCGGCAACAAGUUGACUGGCCUGCCCGAUAUGUUCAUUGGCGACGCGCUUACGUUCACAUUAUUCAUUGUUACCAUGGUACGUUUUACUUCCUGCAAGGUAAAAAGGAAAAAAAAGGUGGGUAAUAAAUAAUGGUUGGUGUACUGACCAGCUAGCUAGUGUCAUCAAAGUUCAACCCACAUUAUACCCUUCCAUCUCCAUGAAACCAAAAAGGGAGUACCAUACGUAUUCCAUAUAAUCCCAAAGGUCAUCUGCGAUUCUUUAGGCACAUGGUUUCCAAAAGUCAAGAGUGUCUUUUGAUCAUGUAUAUGAUUUGGUAUUUUUGUUUCGUAUAUAACUAAUAAUAUCUUUCUCCCGAGAAAAUAUAAAGAGUUUGAGAGGAUUAUGAGAAUGUAUUCGCGAAAAAGAGAAAAAUGUUUAUCAUAUAAGGGAAAUGAGGAUUUUGACUUGGUAUGCUAUAUUCGAUAUACCCAACAUAUUUAUUAGUGUUACACUGCUGGUAAGAGACACGCUUACUACUACAAUCCAGGCCCAGCACCGUUUACAACUUCACAUCCUUUUUACCUCGCCUUACUAUUAUAGGGGCAAGUCUCCACUUACGUAUAAUUAAUACGACACGAUUAAUUAGUUAGCUUAUCCUCCCUUUUAUUUCAAAAGUGCCUUAAUUUUGAAUUCUAGUGGAUAAAUUCAAAACGCUGUGUUUCUUUUCCUUACAUCACAAAAUAAAGUGGAUCAAUCUAAUGUAGUGGCAGAGUCGUAGUUCAGGAGAGGCUACAUUCAUCCUUGAAAUAUGAUAUUAGAUUAUUGUGUUAACGCGUAUUCAUAUGUUGAUAAAAACAUUGAAAAAUAGUGGGAUGAGAACUAUAUCGCCAACCCUCCUUCCUCCAUGAUCUCGAUUCAAUACUAAGAAGAUAUCAUAGUUUCUUAUUAUUAACCUCCCUCCAAUCUAAAUCCUGAAUUUUACUAAUCUAUAUCUAACCAUUACCAAAUGAAAUACUAUGCUCUGCAAUGUUGGUGUCUCAGUUAAAUUUGUAUAAUAACGUUAAAUGUACAACUUCAGUUUAUACCAUACAAUUUUUUUUCUUUCAAACCCAAAUACAGAUAUCAUACAAUAUAUUCCUAUUAAUUACACCACAUGCACUAUUGGUCCAUUUCCACAAACCAUUGAAAUCCCUUCACCUCACGCUUUCCAAAUUAAGGUGAGCAAGUUUUAUACUCUUAUUAUAUACCCCCCUCAAUAACGGAAUAAAUUCUCUGCACAGUUUGGAGUUUGAACACCUCUAUUUAACAAGCAACAAAUCAACAAUCCUUCCUCCUCACAACCAUAUAUAUAUUCUCUCAUUUUAAUGAUAACACAUUCCUUACAACCAUAACAUUCCCAUGUCUCUCCAUCAACCUUGCACCCUUCCUCUCCUCCUCCUCCUCCUCUUCCUAGCUUCCGCUGCCGCCGUCGUCGCAGACUGCGGCGGCGGCAGGUGGCAGCUCCUUCAGCGCAGCAUCGGCAUCUCCGCAAUGCACAUGCAGCUCCUCUCCAACGACCGCGUCGUCAUCUUCGACCGCACCGACUUCGGCCGCUCCAACAUCUCCCUCGCCAACGGCAGCUGCCGCGAGGACCCCAACGAGCGCGUCGUCACGCACGACUGCUCCGCCCACUCCGUCGAGUACGACCCCGCCGCCAACACCUUCCGCCCCCUCACCGUCCAGACCGACGUCUGGUGCUCCUCCGGCUCCGCCAUGCCCGACGGCCGCCUCGUCCAAACCGGCGGCUUCAACGACGGCGACCGCCGCGUCCGCUCCUUCUCCCCCUGCAAAAACGUCAGCGGGUGCGACUGGGUGGAGCACGAGAACGGGCUGGCGGCGAGGAGGUGGUACUCGACCAAUCAGCUCCUGCCAGAUGGCAGGCAGAUAAUCGUCGGGGGACGCCGCCAAUUCAACUACGAGUUCUACCCCAAAAACGACGCCGCCGCACAACUUUACAGCCUCCCGUUUCUCGUCCAGACCAACGACGGGAAAUCCGAGAAUAAUCUCUACCCCUUUGUGUUCCUAAACGUCGACGGUAAUUUAUUCAUCUUCGCCAAUAACCGCGCGAUCCUCUACAAUUAUAGCAGCAGGGCCGUGGUGAGAAAUUACCCCGAGAUCCCCGGUGGGGACCCCAGGAGCUACCCGAGCACCGGAUCCGCUGCUUUGCUCCCACUGGACCUUACCCUGCACCCGGGUGCUGAUGACGUGGCCGCGGAGGUUUUGGUCUGCGGCGGCGCGCCGAGAGGCUCGUUUGAGAAGGCCGGGGUGGGGGAAUUUGUGAAGGGGUUGGGUAAUUGCGGUCGGAUCGGGAUUAACGACCCGAACCCGGUUUGGGCGAUGGAGUCGAUGCCGAGGGAGAGAGUGAUGGGGGAUAUGGUGAUGCUUCCCGAUGGGAAUGUCCUGAUUGUGAACGGGGCCGGGUCGGGUACGGCCGGGUGGGAGAACGGGCGGGAACCGGUGCUAAACCCGGUUCUGUACCGACCCGGGAACCCGGCCGGGUCGAGGUUCGAGGUCCAGAACCCGACCGACGUGCCGAGGAUGUACCACUCCGCUGCGAUCCUGCUCCGCGACGGGAGGGUGCUCGUCGGCGGGAGCAACCCGCACGUGUAUUACAAUUUCACCGGGGUUAUGUUUCCGACGGAUCUGAGUCUCGAGGCGUUCUCGCCGGAUUACCUGGAUGGGAGAUUUGAUGGGGUGAGGCCGGCGAUCGUGUCGCCGGCGGGCGGGGUCGGGGUGGGGUACGGGGAGAAGUUUGUGAUUCGGUUCACGGUGUCGGCGGCGGGGGCGGUGAAGGGAGAUGACGUGGCGGUGACGAUGUUGGCGCCACCGUUUACGACGCACUCGUUUGGGAUGAAUCAGAGGCUGCUGGUGCUGGGGAGCGAGGGGUUGAGGAGCGUGGCGGCGGCGGCGGGGAGUUACGAGGUGACGGUGAGGAUGCCGGGGUCGGGGAAUUUGGCGCCGGCGGGGUAUUAUAUGGUGUUUGUGGUUCAUCGGGAAAUUCCGAGUACAGGGGUUUGGGUCAAGCUCCAUUGAUUGACCGGCCACGUGGCGAUUCUUUUUCUUUUUUUAAAUUAAUAAGCGGAAUUAAAUAUUUAGAGUUUCGGUUUUUACCGUGGGAGUAUAGUUUAUGAGACGAGAUUGAAAGGUCGUGACUAAUUAAAUGUGUUCGUGUAUAGCGCACCACGUACAGAGAUUGGUUCCGGUUACCGUAUAUUGAUGGAGUUUUUCAAUAAAUAUAUUGUUCCAAUUUAAUUUGUGCAUUUUUUACCAAUUCUUCAUCCUAUAACCUAAUUGUGAAAAAAAAAAAUCAUCGUACAAUCUUUGAUAAUAAUGGUUGCUUGUUUAUGCAAAAUUCUUGCUGGUUUUCUAUCUCGUUAAUAAAUCAAUUACAAUAAUUGAGUCAAACUCGAGAGUCGGAAUAAACGAAACAAGGGAAUAAUUAACGAGAGGAAGUACUGCACCAUUAUAUGAACAACCUGGUUAACGAUACGCAGAACAAAAUAAAAUCUAAUGUUAGCGCAUAAGGAUUGUUUUACAAACCAACAUAAUUCAAUAAGAUAUGGAUUCUUCUCCAAUGCAAAACAUAUACAACAUGUUUAGAUGAAUUGUACAUUGAACCCCAUCAAAUUUCUUUGUAACAGAUAAGAUCUUCUUUAUCUCGUUAUGAUCACAGGUCGUAAUGAAAAAGAGAAAAAUACUUACUAUCUAAUUUUCCUGUUCUUAUCGGUAUUAAUCGACGAAACCGUAUCAAUCAAAGUCCAAAUAUGUAAAACUACAGCGAAAUCACAAUAUACCUUAACAAUAUCGCUAUAGAAACUGCAUCAAAUCUGUCUAAUUCGCGCAAUUUAAAUUAAUAAGGACGCGAUGUUAAGACGUUCAACUGGCCGGUCGCUGCACCAAAUUACAUUGCAUGGAUGAUGAUAAUGUCAUCUGCGGUUACGAAUUCACCAUUAAAUUUGCCUUUGUUUUUCCUACCAAGCUGGGGCUGAUCGAGUACCAAAGUCGGUUUGCUUUCUUACAGAUAUACUUACACAGAUACGUACAUACGUUUAAGGAUUCAUAUCCCUUGCUUUCACCACCAUUUCUGUUUUUACGUUCUUUUGUUAAGUUAUGGGUCACCGGCCGGUUCGUUAUUUAUAUAAGUUAUGACCCGCCUUGGUCUCAUUAAUUUGAGGGGUUUCUUAACGUAUAUGAGAUCAUUCGAAUCAGGAAAUGGCUGUAAUCAGAUGGCACUGACCAAUUAGCGGGUAAUUUUGCAUAAUUAGCUAGCAGUAAACUACUGGUUUAGCGUGUUCACGUGUAGCGGUAAUUACUUGAUUUAAUUGGUAAAGAAAGAUUGAUUGUUGGGUUUAAAACUUUUCCUCAGUUCGUUCAUGGGCUCUUUUAGAUUGUCCCUGAAAUUUUAGUUUGGAAAAGGAUGGAUGUCAAAAGCGGCAAGUCAAUUGUUUCCAAUACUAAGUAUAUCAAAACAAGAGCUCAAAUUUCUCAAAUUCUACCGAUCAAUCUACCUAACUUACACAAGCAAACGGUAGAUAUAGCUGAAAUAUUGUUAUCAUGGUACGAAUUUCGAUUCAUGACCAUAAGUUUAUAGGGAUCGUUUGGAGAACCAGAUUUGAAUCAUGGAUUUAUUGAAUUCAUAGAUUUAGCAAAAUGUUAUGUUUGUUUUUUUUGCUAAUAUUUGUAUCGUGGAUUGUAGUUUCAUUGAUUUUAAAUCUCUAAAAUAUAGAGAUAUCAAAUCUCUCAUAAUUUCUUUAUUUUGGAGAUUUUCUCCCUCCUACUAUAUCUCUGGGUUUUUUUUUCCAUUUAUCCCACUAAAUAUCCUUACCAAUAAAUUCUCAAUAUUUUUCGAGCCAAUCUAAUUAUUUUGGUUAAGGAUAAACAUGUCAUUUAAUAAAAAUAUAAUUUUUUU
Molecule: messenger RNA, 5340 nt
Organism: Linum trigynum
Lineage: Eukaryota; Viridiplantae; Streptophyta; Magnoliopsida; Malpighiales; Linaceae
Source: the annotation of a GenBank genome assembly